Cydia strobilella is the source of this 2072-nucleotide messenger RNA. Its product is annotated as neurotrimin-like. The coding region runs from base 91 to 1275 and encodes 394 amino acids. Gene Ontology annotation, cellular component: neuron projection. Lineage: Eukaryota; Metazoa; Arthropoda; Insecta; Lepidoptera; Tortricidae. The transcript has 10 exons. The record is from RefSeq and is a predicted model, not a curated record.
GGGGCCCUGCGUCCCGACCGUUGAAAACGCGAUCCAAACUUUCGAACUUCGAACAUUAUUUUUUGUGACUGGCCAGUGUUUUUGUGUAAAAUGCGGUUGGACGUUGUGAUGAAGUGGGAAAUACAGCUGAUAGUGUUGGGAAUUUCAGUGUUGUUCCGAUGCACGGAUUCCAUCGAUUUGCCAACCUUCGUGGGUCCAGGUUCCAACGUGACAGUAGCAGUGGGCAGAGAUGCAUCACUCACGUGUAGAGUGGAUAACCUACAAACUUUUAAGGUGGCGUGGCUCCGCGUAGACACGCAAACCAUCCUCACCAUCGCCGGGCACGUGAUCACGAAGAACCACCGCAUCAGCGUCGGCCACGGCGACGGGACCUGGACCCUGGGGCUCAAGGAUGUGGGGCCGAGCGACGGCGGCAGAUAUAUGUGCCAGGUCAACACGGAGCCCAUGAUGAGCCAGACGCAUCGGCUGCAGGUUGUCGUUCCGCCAGACAUCGACGAUGAAGCGAGCAGCGGCGAGAUCCUGAUGAAGGAAGGCGAAGACGCCGCGUUAAGGUGUGUGGCUUCCGGGACCCCGCCCCCAACUAUAGUCUGGAGGAGAGAAGACUCCAGGCAUUUUAGGAUUAACAAUUCUACUUUAGUGUCCAAAUGGAACGGGGAGUGGCUGAACUUGACCGGCGCCGAGCGCGCGGCGUCCGGCGCGUACCUCUGCAUCGCCAGCAACGGGGUCCCGCCGUCCGUUAGCAAGAGAAUCAUCAUUAAAAUGAUGUUCACCCCUUCGAUCUGGGCAGGACGAGUCGCCAUCCGCGCGCCCGCAGGCAGCGCCGUAACCCUCACUUGCACUGCAGAGGCGUUCCCUGUACCACUAGUCUACUGGAUGCUCAACGAUCAGAAGCUCACUAACAGUUCCAAGCAUAGAAUGACCGUGUCAUCCCGCGGCUUCCGUCACUCCCUAUCACUGCUUGUCGCUGGCGUGUCACGCGCUGACGCGGGCGCGUACCGCUGCGGCGCCGAGAACGCCUACGGGCGUGCACAUGCCGAAUUAUUGCUGCACACAUUAACAACAACAACGACAACGACGACAACAACAACAACAACCACGACAACAACAACUACAACCACCACGCCGCCACCCACCACCACCACUAUAUUCUAUGACGUAGAACAACACUUGGAGCAGCUGCACCGAGGGGUCCUGGAGGACCCUGCGCUGGGAGACCCCUACAUCGUGCUCAGCCAACACCAGAUGCAGAACCUUGACAUGGCAACAACGAUAUGACCAGAGGCCGGGCGCGGCGCCCCCUGGAGCGAAGGCUGGCCGCCGCUCGCCGGCCGCGCCGCGCGCCCCGCACUCCUCUGGGCGCCCCUCCUCGCCCUGCUCUCAGCCGCGUGAUGGUGAAGGUGCGCACGCACAUAGACUUGGUUGCCAUUGUGUUUGUAAAUGGGUUGAAAAUUUGGUUCUGUUCAUCGAAAAUAGUUUAAGAGGUAAAGAAUUAAUUUAACUAUAAUCGAGAGCAAUGUAAAUGGGUCAAAUUUUGAAAUAUCGAUUUAUUUAGUGUGUGUUCUGAGGUUAUGUUUAUAUUCAUCUAUUUAUAUGCGGAGGAAACAUACCAACAGUUCGUUAAUAUACUAUGUAAAUAAAGGCAAGUAUUUAUAAAGUUUGGAUUGGAAUCGAUAUUAUUCUGCGGACGUAUGAUGUACACUAUUAUUGACGAGAUAAGGAUAUAAUUUAGGUAAAAUAACGUUAUUUUAUAACAUCGAUACAGAGAGAUAGAUUCUUUAUAUUAGUAUCGUAUGCAUCGUACGCCCGUUGGAUGAACUGAAUGAUGUAAAAAUUAAAAUGAAGAUUAUUUUAUAGUUAAUUCGCUUUACGAAUUUUAUAUAUUUUCAGUGUUAAGCUAUUGGUACAUUAAGAUGUUCGCUGUACAUAAUUUUGCACAGGUCUAGUCAUAUCAAAUAAAACACGGGGCUGUUGUCGUUUGUAUAAUAAGUAUACGUACCCCUCGUCCUGAUUAGGCUUAAUUAAAAUUAAAUGGUGAUGAUAUAAGACAGUGUGGUUUACUUUUAUUCUCUAAA